UCGUGUAUUAGUUAACCACAAAAAUAGACGCAUUGGUUUUUAUCAGCCUUCGCAGUUUGUUAAUCUUUCGUAAAUUAAAUAAUUGAACGUUUUUUGUGCAAUUUAAUAGUCGACAUGACAAAAGACGAAAAUUUAGAAAAGAAAUCUGUGGAACGUAAUGAUAGCGAUAAGAAAGCAUCUGAUUCUGGGCCUGAUCCUUCUGCCCCAAUCACAAGAAAAGGAGUAUUAACAUCCUUUUUAACUGGCAAAGCUAUGGAAAUACCAGAGCAAGAUAUUCUUGGCAAAUGUAGAUUUGUCUCUGAAUUUGAAAAACUGAAUCGUAUUGGAGAGGGUACUUACGGAAUUGUGUAUAGAGCUAGAGAUACAAAAAAUGAUAAAGUUGUUGCAUUGAAAAAAGUAAGAAUGGAACAUGAAAAAGAUGGGUUACCAGUAAGUGGUCUCAGAGAAAUAUCGGUUUUAUUAUCAUGCCGACAUGAAAACAUUGUACAUCUAAGAGAAGUGGUCGUAGGCAGAAGCUUAGAAAGCAUAUUUCUUGCAAUGGAGUAUUGCGAGCAAGAUUUAGCAAGUUUAUUAGACAAUAUGCAAGCGCCAUUUUCAGAAAGCCAGGUCAAAUGUAUAGUAUUGCAAGUGUUGAAAGGUCUGCGUUAUUUACAUCAUAACUUUAUUGUUCAUAGAGACUUGAAAGUCUCUAAUCUGCUUAUGACUGAUAAGGGUUGUGUAAAGAUCGCGGAUUUUGGACUGGCUAGAUGGUUCGGUUUACCUUUAAAGCCAAUGACUCCUAGAGUAGUAACAUUAUGGUACAGAGCACCUGAAUUACUAUUGCAAGCUAAGACACAAACUACUUCAGUUGAUAUGUGGGCAGCAGGGUGCAUAUUAGGAGAAUUAUUGGGCCAUAGACCUUUAUUACCUGGUAGAUCAGAAAUCGCACAAUUAGAGUUAAUUGUGGAUUUGUUGGGUACACCCAGCGAAGCUAUUUGGCCAGAAUUUAAUUCCUUACCAGCGCUACAGAAUUUUACACUUAAACAGCAACCAUAUAAUAAUUUGAAACAAAGAUUCCCCUGGUUGAGUGCUGCUGGUCUUAGAUUAUUGAAUUUCUUAUUUAUGUAUGAUCCAAAAAAGAGAGCAACUGCCGAAGAAUGUUUGCAGAGUAGCUACUUCAAAGAAGCUCCUUUACCUUGCGAUCCAAAACUAAUGCCUACCUUCCCACAACAUAGAAACAUGAAAAAGGCGGCUGCGCAGAAAGAAAAUCGUGAGCAAGAACCUACUGUUACCGACCAAACCAAUAAUCUACCGGCAAUUUCAGAUUUGCUUGGAUCAUUGGUUAAGAAGAGACGUGUUGAAUGAAAAAAUUUGCUGCUUAAAGAGAUUAUGGUUGGUCGUCUCUGCAUGUCUUAUCCUAAUUGCAUUUUAUGAUUGAUAACUACGUAAUACUUAUUGCCAAAUACACUAUUUACAAAUAUAUAUAUAUGUAAUGAUAACAUUUUUAUUUAGAAACAAUGGUGACAUGGUCAGUGAAUGAUGAAUUGCAUAACUUGUACAUCUUUGCGAAAUGUGCUGAUUUAGCGAAUAAAAUG
Molecule: messenger RNA, 1574 nt
Organism: Trachymyrmex septentrionalis
Lineage: Eukaryota; Metazoa; Arthropoda; Insecta; Hymenoptera; Formicidae
Gene: Cdc10
Product: cyclin-dependent kinase 10
Exons: 6
Coding region: 115-1344 (409 amino acids)
Biological process (GO): protein phosphorylation; regulation of mitotic cell cycle
Cellular component (GO): nucleus
Molecular function (GO): ATP binding; cyclin-dependent protein serine/threonine kinase activity
Source: RefSeq, a predicted model, not a curated record